AUGCGUGAAUACCCUGCUUGGAUGCUGUGCUUUUCCGCCAAGGAAGGGGCGGGGCAGGGCCCCCGGCCCUCGCUGCGGAAGAGGCGCCUCCAGCCUUGCCUGGGUGCAGCCCUGGGGGCCGCGGGGAUCUGUGGGCCUCAGGGGUCUGGGGCAGUCCAUUCUUGGGGAAGAUCCCAGAAUGGAAGACUUCUAGGCAAAUCAGGAGGGACCAGGGCCCUUCAGAGGGUCCCGAAUCUUCCCAUGGGGAAGAAAUGGGAAGCUGACCCCGGAACCGGGCACUGGCCCUACUCAACCAAUUCUUUUUGUGGAUUGCGCCAAUCAGAAAGAGAAGCCUUUGAGUUCAUAGUGGAAUUUCUAGAAGAAGAACAUGUGUCCGAGUUCGCCAAGCUGAAGUUCCUGAGGGCUGUGGAAACCUUGAGUAGUGCUGUGCAUGCCCAGGCAGAUGGCAAUAUGGACAAUUACUAUCCCAAAGCCAUCCUGGCCAAGAAAAUUGAGACGGUCCAGGCCUUAGACGACAUGUUGCAGGCUCUUGUGAUGGACAGUAUGAACCCCAGCAUGCUCAUACUACAAAACUUCCUGGAGAUCAUCUUACCUUGGUCAUUACUGUCAGACAAAGUGCACGAACAGAUGAGGGCCUUGGGCACUAUUUCCCGGCUGCUGAGGUUUAUUUGCAAUUUCCCCGAACUGUCACACAUGGAGGAAUUCUCGAUGAGUGGGAAACUGAUGAGCAUCUUCGGCCUCGUCGUCGUGGGCUGCAACCACGAGAUCAGCAUAGAGGCAUCAGAGGCGUUGCAUUAUCUGUUCAAAAUCCUUGUGCUUCAGAGAAGUGUGAAACAGAAGACAGAGACUAUCCUGAAGGAUUUGCAGAAGGAUUUCCAUGGAACAUGGCUUGCCAGCCUGCAGGAUCUAACACUGUUCUUCAAGAAAUACCUGACCCCUGAGGAGAGAGCAGAUAUGAUCAUGGUGAGCAUGGAGGCCAUGACCAACACCAGCAGGCAUGACAUCUCUGCAGCUUCCAAGAUGUUAAAGAUGAUCCUGAAGUACACAAUUCCAGAGAUCGGGAAGGUGCCGGAAAUCAUCCAGUACCUUUACUACCCCAUGAACAGCAUUACAGAAACCACAGCCCAAAAGACCAUUAAGAAGAUCCUGUAUCUGCUGUUCCAGUACUACACUGAUGAAGUUAUCCUGACACUAUUGAAGAUAGAAGAUCAGUCACAAAAGGGGGUUUGCAAACCCUGGGAAAUCCUGGCAUCCUUCCCCAAAGGCUACGAAAUGAUCAUGGACUACCUGCUCCAGAGGCUGACUCCACACCGGAGACCAAAGGACCAGGAGCCCAGCCACAGGACAGAGAUCUCACCAGUGAUUGCCACCAGGGCCAUCCAUGAGCUUCUGCUGGAACCCAGUCGGCGGAUGGAGGUGCAGUCCUUCUUCUCCUCCUUGUUCAUGGCCCUGCUGUUCCAGAUCUCCUUUUUAGUGGUUGAAGGGGACGCUGAAAUAAGCCAGGAUCAGCAACACAUAGCUGAAUGGAUGGACCCUAUAAGUUCUACCGUGGAGGCCCUGAAGACCUUGAUUCGAAGUUCUGGGUAUGGGGACUAUGUGUCUUCUAUUCAGAGACAUGGGGGCUGGGGGCUGCUCGUCAAUCCUGAAAGACACUAUGACGGAGUCACUCUGCUGGCCAGGUCCCUGGUCAUCAAUAACUGUUGGCACAACCGCCCCCUCUUCAGCUCCAUCAUCAGGUUCCUCCAGGACCCAGACUGCAAGAAUCACUUAACGGCCCUUGUGUUCCUGACAGAGCUGCUUCAGUGCCCAGAUGUGGCAGCCUCAGUGGAUGACUUCACCACCCGCAUUCUGGCAAACUGGUUCAAGAGUGAGGAGCCAGCCACAGUGAAGCCAUUGCUGCAGAUGCUAGAGGUCUUUGCGAAGCAUGAAAACAUGGUCCCCUGGAGAUUGCUGUCAUCAUCAGGGAUGAGAAGCGCAAUGGCGAUGGAAACUUACGGUGUAGUGGGAGGAGGGGGCCUCCUCUGUUUUCUCCCCUUUUCUCAUGAUGGACACAAGGUGAGGCGGCUCCGAAUCCUCCAGCCCUAUGUGCUGAACUGCUGCUACUCCUCGAACAGCGACAUAGUACUGGAGACUUUGCUGGUGCUGAAGAAUCUCCUGAGCCACCUCACCUGGCAGCACUCCUCCUCCUUCCUGAUCCAGCUCACCUUCACGCUGGUGCCCUUCUUUGAGGAGGUGUCAGAGCAUCUGCGGUUGGCAGCCUUUGAGAUCUAUGGGAGUCUCUUGGCCAAGGUCAAGAAGAGGGGCCUUGUCUUCCCCUUGAAGCACCAGAUCCUCAACUUGCUAGUUCCCCUGGUGCUCCACCUGAGGGACGUGAAUACAGACAUGGCUCUGGUGAGAGGCCAGGCGUUGGAGCCUGGUCUUCAGUCCCCGUUUUCAUGGGAGAUCUGCCGGUCUGCCCUCUGCCACACAGCUGCCGUGCUGGGCUGGUCAAAGCUGAAAGCAGUAUUUGCAGAGAAAGAUAUGUGGAACAUUCUUGGAGCCCUGCUGGAGCAGGAGACAAACAAAGCCCUCUGGUUUCUGAAGCAGUGUGUGGCUCUCUUCAAGAGCCCACAGGUUCCCAUCCGCUGGGCAGCUGUGUGGUUUGCAGGCCAGAUUAUCCAAACCCUAGACUUGGAAGAGAUCGAUGAAAUUGAGGAGGCAUACACAGCCCUACGGCACAUGCAGAGAGACUCCGACCCCAUGGUCAGCUGCCUCACCACGCAGACUUUCCAUAUCCUGGAAGCCAAGAAGAAGCUGCUACUGGCCAAGUCCCCGACCUCCUGCUUCUGCAGGAGGAGGCCCCAAAGGCACUACUUCUGAGCCUGCAUCCUUGAGUCUCAGAUGUAGGCCUGGCCAUUAGACCCUGUGACAAUGGGGCCAGAUUCCUGGGUCCUGCACUAGAAAUGGAGGUGUAUCCCUGCAGAAUCUUUGUAAUAAAAGGAAAAAGCAUGC
Molecule: messenger RNA, 2991 nt
Organism: Nomascus leucogenys (northern white-cheeked gibbon)
Lineage: Eukaryota; Metazoa; Chordata; Mammalia; Primates; Hylobatidae
Product: maestro heat-like repeat-containing protein family member 7
Exons: 23
Coding region: 1-2859 (952 amino acids)
Cellular component (GO): cytoplasm
Source: RefSeq, a predicted model, not a curated record